Aspergillus niger is the source of this 1926-nucleotide messenger RNA. RefSeq lists its product as uncharacterized. The transcript has 3 exons. Lineage: Eukaryota; Fungi; Ascomycota; Eurotiomycetes; Eurotiales; Aspergillaceae. The coding region runs from base 1 to 1926 and encodes 641 amino acids. The record is from RefSeq and is a predicted model, not a curated record. Gene Ontology annotation, molecular function: ATP hydrolysis activity; ATP binding.
AUGUCUAUGAGAAGAAUGGAUAGGGUCAGCAAAAGAAGAAGGCCGCUACUUCAGCGUCUCCCUCCCCGUUCCUCUUCUAUAUCUGAUCCAAAUCAUAUCUUGAUAGAUAUAAGUGAGGAUAUCAUCUCGAAUGACAGCAGAAGUGUGCAGUAUGCUCCAGCCGGCUCUAUCUGCGAGACUCUUAACCUCUACCAGACGGAGCCUAGUUAUAACGGCAAUAAGUCAUGGACUAGAGAGCCUGCCGCCGGUAUCGUGGAGCCAGUAAGGGCCCCUGAGUCCGGCCAGUACGCGCUUCUUGUUCGAAAUAUCAAAUGCUCCAGUGGACACGGAAGGCUCGAAGUCGACUCGAUAGUUGUGCAGAGUGAACAUCUCAAAGGGGUCUUGGCUAGGGUCAUGGAUGGCUACCCUGGCAUUACUAUGUCCCUCGAGCGCGUAGAGUUCAGCAAGCCCUUUCAACCGUUUGUCCACCGCUGGGAAUUGUUUUCCGAAGCUAGAGACGACGAGUCGGGCGCGCAAGCUAAGGCCCACAUCGAUCUACUGUAUGGGGUCCUGGCAACCGAACUCAGCGAUAUCAUCACGAACAAGCAGAACCUUGUCCUCAACGGCAUGAUCACUUUCGACAUGCUCUGGACCAUCUUUGAACCAGGUCAAAUAGUUCUCAGUACCGUGAACGAUUGCAAGCGCGCCUUUCGUCUUGAAACGUGUUGGGUCGAUUCAGACUACGAAAUUCAAGCCGUUUACAUUGACUAUAAUGGCUACGAAAUUGGGUACAGGAAAUACACCCUCUACAUUCCAGCCUUUGAAGGCACCAAGCCUAUUAUGUCCUUGCCAAUGAUUCCCUUUAUGUUCCAUAAUGAUAAGGACAUCCUGCGCGAAAGCCUGAUCCUUCGUGGAAAGCUCUGGUAUCAGUACGAAGGCCAUCACCACAAGCAUUACCAAGGAUUAGCUUUGACAUCCUAUGGUGGUCAAGAGAUUAGGUACAAAAUAAACAGCCGAGUCAUCAUUGACACGGAGGCAUAUCUCGCGUUCCACUCGGAUAAAAAUUCAAUAAGCUUGAUAGAUAUAUCCGACUCACCCUCUGAUGAAGAUUUUCUGAUCGCAACUCCAGUUCUACGUGGUUACUCUCUCAAAGACAGAAAAUGGCUGGAACUUUGCAUCGACGGUGUAUCGGAUAUUGUCUGGAAAUCGCGACCGUUUAAAUCUCUGGUACUGCCUGACGGCGAGGCCAAAGAUCUCAAGGACCUGGUUCUUGCGCUCGCGACUUCUCAGUCAAAGAAAUCCGAUGUAUCUGACGAUUUGCUUCAAGGCAAUGGCCGCAAUGUCAUCAUGCUCCUGCAUGGUCCCCCUGGCGUUGGCAAGACUUUGACCGCCGAAUGUGUCGCCGAAGUCAUGCAUGUCCCGCUUUACGUCCAGAACGCGGGAGCGCUAGGAACAACUGCUGCGCAAAUUAAGGAGAGCCUGAGCUUUGUCCUGCGUAUGGUUCCGAAAUGGGGCGCUGUACUUCUUCUAGAGGAGGCCGAUAUUCUCACACAGAAACACAACCCCAGCGAUCCCCAGAAAAAGGCGCUAUCCCAUGUAUUCUUACCACUACUGGAAUACUUUGAGGGGAUUAUAUUUUUGGCUAGUAAUCGUGUCGAGAUCAUGGACCCUGCCUUGGAAUCCCAUAUCGAUGUUGCCAUCCACUAUCCCGAACUCGACUCGGCGUCCCGCCGCCAUAUCUGGAUCCGUUUACUCGGAAAGUCGGAUCGAAAAGCAUUCUCUGGGAGUGAGCUUUUCGAUCUGGAGGAGUACAAAUUGAACGGAAGAGAAAUCAGAAACGUGCUAAAAGCAGCCAGAGUUCUCGCCCGCUAUCAGGAAACCAAGCUCGGCUACGAACAUGUCUCAAAAGUCCUGAAGCUUAGGUACUCUGAGCGGGACGAGUAUUGA